This is a messenger RNA of Capra hircus (goat), 6455 nucleotides long. It is a transcript of the gene RIMBP2, whose product is annotated as RIMS binding protein 2. NCBI's taxonomy places the organism in Eukaryota, Metazoa, Chordata, Mammalia, Artiodactyla, Bovidae. Gene Ontology annotation, molecular function: protein binding. Gene Ontology annotation, biological process: neuromuscular synaptic transmission. The record is from RefSeq and is a predicted model, not a curated record. The transcript has 20 exons. Bases 217 to 3444 code for a protein of 1075 amino acids.
GAAAAUGCACUUAAGGAAGCUGCCCAAGGAGACCAUCGCCUGAGGCCCCAUUAUGCAGGCCUUCCCGCAAGGGCCCGCCAGCUCGACAAGGUGAAAGCAGAGUAUGCUCGGCUUAAACACACGCUCACCAUAGUGACCAGAGAACGUGAUUUGGCCGUGAAGGAGAAACACCAGCUCCAAGCCAAGCUGGAGAACCUAGAACAGGUCCUAAAGCACAUGCGAGAGGCCGCAGAACGGCGGCAGCAGCUGGAGUUGGAGCAUGAACAAGCCCUGGCCAUCCUCAACGCCAAGCAGCAGGAAAUUGACCUCCUGCAGAAGGCUCAGGUUGAAGCUAAGAAGGAACAUGAAGGUGCAGUGCAGCUGCUAGAGUGCAAGGUGCGGGAGCUGGAGGAGAAAUGCCGGACGCAGAGUGAGCAGUUCAGCCUGCUGUCCCGGGAUCUGGAACAGUUUCGCCAGCACGCUGGCAAGAUCGACCUGCUGGGCGGCAGCACCGUGGCCUCCCUGGAUGUCCCCUCGUCCCCCAGCAAGUCUUUCCCAAGGUUCAUGAACGGACUGGCUCCCUCCAUCGGAAAAGGUCAGGAGAGCGCCCUUGGAAGCCGCACUGUGAUUGGUGAAUAUAUCCGUCCCCUCCCGCUCCCGGGUGACAAGCCGGAACCUCUGUCCGUCAAGCCUACCUUCCUGUCAAGAUCUGGUGGCCCAAGAUGCAGAUUUGAAUCAGACAUGGAUAAUGAUCGGAAUUCCAACACCGCCAAGCAGAGGUACUCGGGGAAGGUCCACUUGUGUGUUGCCCGCUACAGUUAUAACCCCUUCGAUGGGCCCAAUGAGAACCCAGAGGCUGAGCUGCCCCUCACGGCAGGGAAGUAUCUCUACGUCUAUGGAGACAUGGAUGAGGAUGGCUUCUAUGAAGGGGAGCUUCUGGAUGGGCAGCGGGGCCUAGUGCCCUCCAACUUCGUGGAUUUCAUCCAGGACAAUGAAUCUCGACUGGCCAGCACGCUGGGGAAUGACCAGGAUCAGAACUUCAUCAACCACGCGGGCAUCGGCUCGGAAGGGGAGAACAUUCUAGACCUCCACUCUCCGACGCUCACGGACUCCAGCCUCGCCGACCACGGAGCAGGGACGCUGGACGUGAACAUUGACGACAUCGGAGAAGACAUCGUGCCUUACCCUCGGAAAAUCACCCUCAUCAAACAACUCGCCAAAAGUGUCAUUGUGGGCUGGGAGCCCCCGGCAGUGCCCCCUGGCUGGGGGACUGUGAACAGCUACAACGUGCUGGUGGACGCGGAGACGCGCCUGAGCCUGGCGCUGGGCGGCAGGACCAAGGCCCUGGUGGAGAAGCUGAACAUGGCAGCCUGCACCUACCGCAUCUCCGUGCAGUGUGUCACCAGCCGGGGCAGCUCAGACGAGCUGCGAUGCACGCUGCUGGUGGGCAAGGACGUGGUGGUGGCUCCCUCCCACCUGCGUGUGGACAACAUCACCCAGAUCUCUGCCCAGUUGUCCUGGCUGCCCACCAACAGCAACUACAGCCAUGUCAUCUUCCUCAACGAGCAGGAGUUGGAUGUCGUCAGGGCCGCCAGGUACAAGUACCAGUUCUGCAACCUCAGGCCCAACAUGGCUUACAAGGUGAAGGUCCUGGCCAAGCCCCAUCAGAUGCCCUGGCAGCUGCCCCUGGAGCAGAGGGAGAGGAAGGAGGCCUUCGUGGAGUUCUCCACGCUGCCUGCAGGUCCUCCAGCACCCCCACAAGAUGUUGCCGUCCAAGCUGGGGCCACCCCAGCCACCGUCCAGGUCUCCUGGAGGCCACCUGCUCUGACGGCCACUGGGCUAUCCAAUGGAGCCAAUGUCACCGGCUAUGGCGUGUAUGCAAAAGGGCAGAGGGUCGCUGAGAUCAUCUCGCCGACAGCAGACGGCACAGCCGUGGAGCUGGUGCGCCUGCGCAGCCUGGAAGCCAAGGGCGUGACCGUGCGGACCCUCUCUGCCCAGGGCGAGUCUGUGGACUCUGCCGUCGCUGCCAUUCCCCCCGACCUCCUGGUGCCUCCAACCCCCCACCCGAGAACUGCUCCCACACCGAAGCCAUUAGCAAGUGCCGGAGCCCCCGAAACCAAAGAUGAGCACGCGGGUCCCCACGCCGCGGUGGACGAGGCCUGGGAACAUGGCCGGGCACCCGCCCCAGCCCACGGGCACCUGCUGGAGCCGCCCGGCCUGCAGGGCUCGGGCCCCGGGCGGCGGUCACCCUCGCCCAGUCGCAUCCUCCCACAGCCGCAGGGCGCCCCGGUCUCCACCUCCGUCGCCAAGGCCAUGGCCCGGGAAGCCGCGCAGAGGGUGGCCGAGAGCAGCAGGUUAGAGAAAAGGAGCGUCUUCCUGGAGAGGAGCGGCGGACAGUAUGCAAACUCGGACGAGGAGGACGGCUAUGAGUCCCCGGACGUCAAGAGGAGGGGCGCAUCUGUGGAUGAGUUCCUGAAAGGCUCGGAGCUGGGCAAACCGCCUCACUGUUGCCAUGGAGACGAAUACCACACGGAGAGCAGCCGGGGGUCUGACCUCUCGGACAUCAUGGAGGAGGACGAGGAGGAGCUGUACUCUGAAAUGCAGCUGGAGGAUGGGGGCAGGAGGCGGCCGAGCGGCACGUCCCACAAUGCCCUCAAGAUUUUAGGAAACCCGGUGACUGCAGGACGGGCUGAUCGGGCAGAUCACGUGGCCCGGAGGUUUUCCCACGGCAGUGCUGGUUCCCACAGGUCCCGGCCAAUGAUGGUCCAUGCUGCGGAUGAGUACGGGCGGGACCAGCUUUCUCCGGACUUCUACGAAGAGUCAGAGACAGACCCUGGGGCGGAAGAGCUCCCAGCCCGCAUCUUUGUGGCCCUUUUUGACUACGACCCCCUUACCAUGUCCCCGAACCCAGACGCUGCAGAAGAGGAGCUUCCCUUUAAAGAAGGGCAGGUCAUCAAGGUGUAUGGUGACAAAGACGCUGAUGGAUUCUACCGCGGGGAAACCUGUGCCCGGCUUGGCCUUAUUCCCUGUAACAUGGUCUCUGAAAUCCAGGCAGAUGAUGAAGAGAUGAUGGACCAGCUUCUCAGACAAGGCUUCCUCCCUCUGAACACACCUGUGGAGAAAAUAGAGAGAAACAGAAGAAGCGGCAGACAGCACUCGGUGUCGACACGAAGGAUGGUGGCCCUGUACGACUAUGACCCGAGGGAGAGCUCGCCCAACAUCGAUGUCGAGGCUGAACUUACAUUUUGCACAGGAGAUAUUAUUACUGUUUUUGGCGAAAUUGAUGAAGAUGGAUUUUAUUAUGGGGAGCUUAACGGGCAGAAAGGGCUUGUACCUUCCAACUUCCUAGAAGAAGUGCCUGAUGAUGUAGAAGUCUACCUUUCCGACGCGCCAUCCCACUACUCGCAGGACAUGCCAACGCGCUCCAAGACGAAAAGGAAGAAGAGUGUUCAUUUCACACCUUAAUCAGGCAAUGUAGCCUUCACGUAAGUGAGCAACUGAAGAUACCUAUAAAGAUACCAGCUUAAGCUACCUUAACUGGACCAAAGCGGUAGACUUAAGGCUUCACUGUGGGGUUAAAAAAAAAAAGAAAUAUGUCUCAAAAACCCAUUGGACCUAAAGUAUUACUUGGUCUCAGUUGUAAAGCAACUGAAUUUGCAGUGAAAUAAAUCAUCUUUAAUAAUUAUUUCCUAUGAUUUACAUUAAGAAUAUUUGAAAGGCCAACAUUGGGAACAUAUUUCUUAACAGGCUAAUUGUUUGUUUACACAGAGUGUUCCAAUGUCUACUCAUAAUUAAAGCUGCAUAUUGCAUUGUUAGCCACUCUUGGAAAAAGCACAACCUAAUAACUGUUUACUAUGGAAAUUUUACUUUAAAAUAAAUGCAACUCGAGAUCGAGCUGAGUAGUGAACAAGAGGUGAUCUAGAGUUGGCACUGAACACUUCCCAUGCUGGCUUGAGCAGCAGACGGCUUUUUCUUAAGUGACCACCCCUCUACCUUACAGGAGAGCUGGUGCUUCUCCUCAAAGCACAAGUGAGUGUCCUGAACACAAAAGCGUUUGGUGGAAGACUGCUCUGUUGGUAUACCAAUGCAAUACUAAGUUUAAUGAAACAUGCAGCUCAAACGAUUGCAUUAGAUGGAAUAGAUGGUAUCUUCAGGUGUACUUUGGGAUGCUUUACUAGGUGUUUUCCAUUAGAAUUAGACCUUGAUUUUAAAUCCAAGUAAGCUUGAAGCCCCUUGGCUCAUAUCAUUUGCCUGUUGAAUAAUGAACACUCACAUUAGAUAGAGGUUUGCUCUGGUGAGGUAAGGAAGUAAGAGGAAUUCAGGCAUGCCCAGGACCAGAAACGUGGGUGAGGCCAGUUGUCAUGCCUCCCAUAUCGUUCUGCUCUUGCAAAGCAGCAUUAAGCACUGACGUGUACAAAGUCCUACCAUGUGCUCUGUAUUGACAAAAAGACAUCUUUAAUAUCUUGGAAAUAACAAAAGCAUACAAUAAGGGCCUUUAAGCUUUCUUUGAUUGUAAUUAAGGUUCAUUUUAGUUUUUUUUUCUUUCAACCGGUGUGCCAUCUCCAGUGUUUCUACAGUAUACUAACUAAUCCAGGAAUGCACUCAACAAUGUCAGGGUUUUAUAUACCCAAGUAGUUUUCAUAUACCACAAAACUUUAAGAACUUUUGUGUUUAAGAUUACUUUUGUGUUUAAGAUGGGUACUUGGCCAAUACUACUCUCAACCUAAUUCAAAAUAACUCUUUUUUUUCCUGCUCUUGGUCUUAGUUUACAAAGUAAAUUAUUACCUAGCUUUGUUUUGCCAAAGCAAUGGCCACCCCCUCCCCGGAGACAAAGAAACUGAAAACCCAACAUUGAUGGCUAGACCCCUGUAAGAGAUAUGCCCUGGGAGAGGUGUGAGCCUCUCAUGGCAUACUUUAACCCUUGAAAGAAGAAAUGAUCCACCCUUACCUUUCCUGGUGGGAAACGGGGCAGUGUGGUGUUUCUGAUGUUACCGAGUGAGCGGAUGGAUGUUGUUGGCGCUCGCGCACUCAAUAAACUGUAACAAUGUACCUACUAGGUUCCUCCUGAGGGUUCAGGUACAGCAAGGAGAGCGCCAUCCCCCACAGUACAUCUCCAUUCGGGGUCACCUACGUCAUCUAUGGGUACUGGUAGUCCUGGGAGAGGCAGGGAAAUGUCCUCGAAAAAGAAAAAGGGGCUGCUUUCCAAAGGCAAGAAACUGCUGAAAAAGCUGGGUGCAGUGAAAUGAUUCAUGUGCUUCCGGACAACUUCCAAAUCUAUGUAAUUUUCUUUAAUUCCAAACUAGGGCUUUCAUGACUCAAGUACUUCCUAAAAAAACAAUCUUCUCCCCUGACACCAGUAGAGAAAUGCUCUUUGCACUACCAUCCACUUUAAGCCCAGCGCCAGGACAAAGAGCUGCUGGUGCUCCCACCCGCCUCCGCCCACCGCUCUUAUUAGUGCCCGGGCUCUGGCGGGAGCUGGGCUGUCUCGUGAACAUGCAGGGAGCCAGUAGCUCUUUGCAGCUCACUCCCUACCUGGGAUGCCAGUCUUUGUGCAUUUGUCAUCUGCCCUUAAAGGAAUGAUUUCAGCCUCCCUCCCUUUUCCAAAUGCUUGCCUCAUAAUGCAUAACUCUCACUUUGACUCUGGUCUUGAAAUUCCUAGUUUAAUCGCCUUGAUGUUCUGCCUUAUAAAUGCACAAUGAUUUGUACUGUCUAAUAAAAACUACGGUGUACACUUGGUAUGUGUCGUGCAUUCAGUGCUCUCAUCCUCACAGACACAGUGGUUGGAAACCAAGCUGUGCAGGCUGCGCAAUUUCAGAUCCUGGCUUUUCAGCUUUUAAAGCAAGCCAGGCAACACCCAGGAAAUAGUCACCUAUCCAAAUCAUUCAAAAGAGAGGAGAGGAGACAGCUUGGUAAAGCACCCCACUUCUCCAACCUGCCAGAAACCUGGUAAUAGUCAUUGCUUUCAGUGUUACAUUUUGUGGCAUAUGGAUUUACGUUACUCUCAUUAUUUGUCAAAAUGCCAUACACAGUCAACAAUGAACAGCACACACGUAAAGCAAUCCACAUAAUGCAUAAGCCACACCAAAAACAUCCUAAAUUUAAGUCUCUUCUAAAUUAUUCCAUACCAAUCUUCACCAUUGGCACUUGAACAAAAAACAGAUUUACAAAGUUGUUGGCAGAUGUAUUUGAUGGCUACUAUUUUGUAAUUCUUGUCCACUUGUAAAUUGUUUUUACUCUUUAUACAUACUUUUCAGACUGCCUUUCUUUUGUAAUUUAUGGAAGGUUUAUAAAUGAAUGACAAAGCUUCCCCCAUUGUGUCUUCAAAAACUAUAUUGUAAAUUGUAAGAUAAUAGUAUGUGGUAGAUUUAUUAAAAGGAAAUUACUCUGUGUGGUUAAGUUCUGCGUGGGUGUGUGCAUGUGUACAGCUAGUGUGAAAUAUUUUAUAGAAAUAAAAUUUGUUAUUUUAUACAAUGCCA